UUUUAGAGCAAUUAUAACUUAAGCAAUGAUAACAUUUAAUCCCUUGCGAUGGUAGCGAUCAAAGCGGACGAUCUACUACUGAACGGCUCGCGUUCAAUGCCUGGCAGUCGUCGAAACUCCAACCGGAGUAGUAUUUGUUACGACACUCUCACUCAACAGCCCUCUAAGGCGUCGCUCAUAUCGUCGGGCGGUUCGACGGGUCGGCGAUCGAUGGAUGAGACGACAUCUCCCAAACGGGGCGCCAGUUUCCGGCUCAACACAAGACACUCCGUCACUGAUCUAAACCCAGUGGACCCGUCGGUCAAAGAGCUAUUGGCGCCUCAAUACGAUCCGCGGACCCGACGCAAGAGCUCUUCAGCGUUGGCUCAGGCGAAACUCAAACGCAGUCUUUCCCUUCGCUCCGAUCAGACCAACACCAAUAGUCGUAGUGAUUCUGUGGGCUCCGCCUCUGACCUGCUCUGCGAUACAGAAAUGCAGAACCAAUUGGAGCACAACCGGUGCUGCGGAGAGAUUAAGCUCGGCUUCAUUAUGACCAAAGGCCUGCUCGAGAUUGAGGUGAUUUGCGCCCGCAAUCUAGCCGUAUGUGUGAACGGACAGCCACCCGACACGUAUGUGAAGAUAUACCUGUGCGAUAAGGGCCGACAACUUCACAAACGCAAGACCCGUGUCGUGCAAAACGAUUGUAACCCUCAGUAUAAGCAGACAUUGAAAUACGACGCCUCUAUGAUCUACGGCCGCACACUAUUGGUGUCCAUAUGGGAGCGCCAGAAGGGCUUUGAGCACAACAAUCCCAUCGGCGCCACUGAAAUCCAUGUCAAUAAAUUAGAGUUACAUAAACUGACUAUAAAAUGGUAUAAAUUGGAUACCUUUGAUAAUGUCAAACAAUUUUCUGAUUGAUUCAUGUAUUGCUGAUAAAUACGUUCAAUAUUUACGACAAACCCUUAAAUUGAUUUUUAAUCUGAAAAUAUACUUUUUAU
Medioppia subpectinata is the source of this 977-nucleotide messenger RNA. The record is from the annotation of a GenBank genome assembly. Lineage: Eukaryota; Metazoa; Arthropoda; Arachnida; Sarcoptiformes; Oppiidae.